Tetrahymena thermophila SB210 is the source of this 342-nucleotide messenger RNA. RefSeq lists its product as hypothetical. NCBI's taxonomy places the organism in Eukaryota, Ciliophora, Oligohymenophorea, Hymenostomatida, Tetrahymenidae. The transcript has a single exon. The record is from RefSeq and is a predicted model, not a curated record.
AUGAAAAGAAAACAAAGUUUCAACUUUUCUAAGCUUCCUCUAAUAUCUCAGAUACUUCUAAAUCUUGGUGAUUGCGAUAUCCCUGCAUUCGCUAUGCAGAUCUCCAAUCAAUACCAGCAUCCUUCACAAAUAUCUCCAAAAUACUCCUCAAAGAUUCCACUAGCUCAGUAAUCUCUUAGACAUCUCAUGCUUUACUGCAGAAGAAACUGCAUUCGAAGCGACCCCAUAAUGAACUUCUCAAACACAAGAGUCUCCUCACUCUUCAAACUUCUUCACUUGUAAUCUCCUCAGGAAUUUCCAUAAUGUACAGAGAUAUUAACUAUAGACAUUUUGUAGAAUUGA